Molecule: messenger RNA, 1380 nt
Organism: Brugia malayi
Lineage: Eukaryota; Metazoa; Nematoda; Chromadorea; Rhabditida; Onchocercidae
Exons: 12
Coding region: 1-1380 (459 amino acids)
Biological process (GO): protein N-linked glycosylation
Cellular component (GO): endoplasmic reticulum membrane
Molecular function (GO): alpha-1,6-mannosyltransferase activity
Source: RefSeq, a predicted model, not a curated record
AUGGGUAAAAGGAAACGACUCUCAGAAUGGUUUCUGAUAGGAGUAUGUGUAUUGCAUAUAAUAAUGGCACCCUAUACAAAAGUUGAAGAAAGUUUCAAUGUACAAGCUAUUCAUGACAUCUUAUACCACCAGCUGAACUUUACCAAGUAUGAUCAUCAUGAAUUUCCCGGAGUUGUGCCACGUACUUUUAUGGGCGCCGUGGCAGUUAGUGUUCCACUUUUUCCUAUAAUCAAAUGGAAUUAUAUUGCAAAACACUGGAUUUUGUAUGGCAUGAGGCUUGUGCUUGGUCUAGCAGUUCUAUUCGCAUUUGGUCAUUUUGCUCGACAGAUUGACAAAAACUUUGGCAAAUUGUCAGGCGAUUUUCUAAGAUUAAUUGUAGCAACACAGUUCCAUUUCAUGUUCUACUGUUCCAGGCCUCUUCCAAAUACAUUUGCCUUACUUGGAGUACUUUGGACCUACCAGAAAAUUUUGGAUGGACAGUGGUUAUGUGCAGCACGAAUUGCUACGGUUUUUACAUUACUAUUUCGAUGUGAACUGAUUUUGUUUUAUGGCUGUGUUUUCAUAUGGCCUGUUUUAACACGCCAACUGUCCCUGUUCGGUUGGAAUGGUGCUGUUGUUCAUUGCUUGUCGACUGCUAUGCUUACUCUGGGCAUAUCUGUACCACUGGAUUCUUUCUUGUGGCGACGAUGGCUAUGGCCUGAAGGCGAAGUGUUGUGGUUCAAUGUGAUAUUGAAUAGAAGUCACGAAUAUGGUAUUCAACCUUAUUUCUGGUAUUUUUAUUCUGCGAUUCCACGUGCAAUGAUAGCCUCAACUCUUCUUAUACCUUUAGGUGCAUUAAUUGAUCAUCGUUUACUGUCAAUUGUAUUUCCUGUUAUAUGCUACAUCUUCUUCUAUUCGUUCCUCCCUCAUAAAGAACUUCGAUUUAUCAUUUACACAUUCCCGCUUUUUAAUGUUUCCUCAGCAGUGUUCUGUGCAAGAAUAAAUUAUCCUGGUGGUGAAGCACUCACUUCUCUCCAGUAUUUGCGACAUUUCAGUCGAAAUAAACCACUUUCCGUCUAUAUCGACAAUUAUGCUGCUCAGACUGGUGUCAGUAGAUUCUUGCAGUGGUAUGAUGCUUGGGAGUAUAAUAAAACCGAAAAUUUGGAACCAUCUCAACUUGCACGAUUCGAUUAUCUGUUGAUUGGUUCCUACACGGAACCUGAUAUCGUCAACUUUGCCGCACGAAAAUUCUUUCCCACUCAUCGUGUUUUAUAUGAUAUUGAAGCAUUCCAAGGAAUUGAUUUCGGAAAGAUGCAGUGGUUCCCAUAUUAUUGGCCUAUCAUAAAGCUGAAUGCGCAGUUAGUGGUGUUGGAAAAAUUGCAUUACUCUGAUACAUUUUGA